AAGACAACAACGCCCUCUAUGUGAGCGCCAAAGUUGUACGAUUGAAUUGGAGAAGAUAUUUUGUUAAUGCUGCAUUUUUCAUAAUAUUUUUAGAAAAAUGGCAGAUAAAGAUGCCGUGGAAGAACGUGUUAUUAAUGAAGAAUAUAAGAUAUGGAAAAAAAAUACUCCAUUUCUGUACGACUUGGUAAUGACUCAUGCUUUGGAAUGGCCGAGUUUAACAGCUCAGUGGCUACCUGAUGUUACAAAGCCAGAAGGCAAAGAUUAUUCCAUUCAUCGGCUUAUCUUAGGAACACACACGUCUGAUGAGCAGAACCAUUUACUGAUAGCAAGUGUUCAGUUACCCAGUGAAGAUGCUCAGUUUGAUGCCUCACAUUAUGAUAGUGAAAAAGGAGAAUUCGGAGGCUUUGGAUCAGUGAGUGGAAAAAUUGAAAUAGAAAUCAAAAUUAAUCAUGAAGGCGAGGUUAAUCGUGCUCGGUUUAUGCCUCAAAAUCCCUGCAUUAUUGCUACUAAAACACCAUCAAGUGAUGUUUUAAUUUUUGAUUAUACGAAACAUCCAUCAAAACCAGAUCCAAGUGGGGAAUGUACUCCAGAUCUCCGUUUGCGUGGCCAUCAAAAGGAAGGCUAUGGAUUGUCAUGGAAUCCAAACUUAAAUGGGCAUUUGUUGAGUGCUUCCGAUGAUCAUACAAUUUGCUUAUGGGACAUCAAUGCUACACCAAGAGAAAACAAAGUUGUUGAUGCAAAAACUAUUUUUACUGGUCAUACUGCUGUUGUCGAGGAUGUUGCAUGGCAUCUUUUACAUGAAAGCCUUUUUGGAUCAGUUGCAGAUGAUCAGAAGCUUAUGAUAUGGGAUACACGAUCAAAUAAUACUAGUAAACCUAGCCAUACAGUCGAUGCACAUACUGCUGAAGUAAACUGUUUAUCCUUCAAUCCGUAUAGUGAAUUUAUAUUAGCUACAGGAUCUGCUGAUAAGACUGUAGCUCUGUGGGAUCUCAGGAAUUUGAAGUUGAAAUUGCAUUCUUUUGAAUCACAUAAGGAUGAAAUUUUCCAAGUUCAGUGGUCACCCCAUAAUGAAACAAUAUUAGCAUCUAGUGGUACAGAUAGGAGGUUACAUGUAUGGGAUUUAAGCAAAAUUGGUGAAGAACAGUCACCAGAAGAUGCUGAGGAUGGACCGCCAGAAUUGCUGUUUAUUCAUGGUGGUCAUACAGCUAAGAUAUCAGAUUUCUCAUGGAAUCCAAAUGAGCCAUGGGUUAUAUGUUCUGUUUCAGAGGAUAAUAUAAUGCAAGUAUGGCAAAUGGCUGAAAAUAUAUAUAAUGAUGAAGAGCCAGAGACUCUUACUACAGAUUUAGAACCUUCAACAACAUGAGCAAUUUUAUGUUAAAAUAAACCAGUGCUUCAGUUAAUGGUAUUUUAAAGUAAUCUACUUCAUUUUAGAAUGCAUCGUCAUCCUUUUUCUGAUUGAACUGAUUUCUCAUUCAUUCUUGCUAAAUAGUGCAGUUUGAUUGCACUUUGUACCUAUCAUGUAUACAGUUUUGAUAAUAAAGUUUCUCUAAUUUUAAAUGUUUUUU
Messenger RNA from Stegodyphus dumicola, 1565 nucleotides. RefSeq names its product chromatin assembly factor 1 p55 subunit (gene Caf1-55). NCBI's taxonomy places the organism in Eukaryota, Metazoa, Arthropoda, Arachnida, Araneae, Eresidae. The record is from RefSeq and is a predicted model, not a curated record. Gene Ontology annotation, molecular function: protein binding.